CAGCCCGAGAGGAGCAGAGUCUGCACCGCACCACCAUCCGCCACACCGGCCUGCGGGACGCGUCUCUCUCCCGGGAUGGAGACAGACGCCUCUGAUGAACCGGACCAGCGGAACGGGGUGGUGGGCGUGCUGUACGGAGAGUUCACCGACCCGCUCAACGACCGGGUCCGGUACUCGGUGAGCCUGACGGAGAGCAGCCUGAGCGUCCAGAGGAUCUGCUCGUCACCCGGCCGGACUAAGGUGGUGUUUAACCUGACGGACUGUGUGGGCUGCCGGGCGCACCGACGGCCGGACGGAGCGGAGGACCAGGUCGGUGCCUACUUCACCGCCUGGUUCUACCCGCUCAGGAGGCGCUGGAUGAGCGCCGGGCUGGCCAGACAGAGGGUGGAGCAGGGCUUUAGGGUCGCCCUGGUCCAGGACCCGCUGGCCAACCUCCAGGAGGCUGAGAGGUGGGCUGCAGCCAUCAGGGAUGCCUCGGUGCUGCAGGCGCCCAGGAGGGACGGUGUGGUGUACACGGAGGUGCGUCGACCCUGCAGAGUCAUGAUCCUGGUGAACCCUCACAGCGGUCGCGGACAGGCCCUCCAGCUCUUUACUGGCCACGUGCAGGGCAUGCUCACUGAGGCCGCCGUUCCCUAUACACUCGUCAUCACAGAGCAUCAGAACCAUGCACGGGAACUGGUGAGGAAGGCGGACCUGUCGAAGUGGGACGCCCUGGUUAUCAUGUCUGGAGAUGGGCUGCUGUCUGAGGUGAUAAACGGUCUAAUGGAGCGAGAGGACUGGCAGGAGGCCAUCCAGACCCCUCUGGGUAUUCUACCAGGUGGCUCAGGCAACGCCCUGGCUGCCUCUGUCCACCACUACUCACAGUCGCCUCCAGCGUGGAACGAAGAGCUGCUACUGAGCUGUGGCUUCAUGCUGUGUAAAGGUCUGGUUGGCUCCAUGGACCUGGUGUCGAUCCACCUGGCCUCUCGGCAGCGCCUCUUCUCCUUUCUCUCCCUCGCUUGGGGCUUCGUGGCCGACGUCGACAUCGAGAGCGAGAAGUACCGCCACGUCGGAGCAAUCCGCUUCCUGAUGGGCACCCUGGUGCGUCUGGCCUCCCUCAGAGUCUACCAGGGGAGGUUAGCGUAUCUGCCCGUUACGGAGGCGCCAAAACUUCCCAAAGGGAGCAUCAAGGCUAACCCCCCUCCCUCCACGCCUCAGCACCCUUCGCUCUGCUCCUCCCUGCCCUGUCGGCUCGUCCCAAACGCCUCCCCGAAACAGAACUCUCGCCACAAUCACAACCGCAACACCAUCACCAACUCCUCCAACAACGCUAUCACCACAAAGAGACCGGAGACCCAGAGCGAUGGCAAGACCGGAGCGCCGGAGGACUCCCUGCUUCCUGGUUUGGACCAGCCAGUCCCAGAGAGCUGGACGGUAGUCAAGGAGGAGGACUUUGUCCUGGUGCUGGCUAUUUACCAGUCCCAUCUAGCUGAGGAUCUGUGGACAGUCCCCGGCGCGAUGGCAGACGACGGGGUGAUUCAUCUGUUCUACGUGACGGCGGGAAUCUCCCGUCCGGCCCUCCUGCGCCUUUUCCUCGCAAUGGAGAAGGGCGGCCACCUGGCGUGCGGCUGCCCCCACCUGGUGUACGAGAAGGUGAAGGCCCUGCGGCUGGAGCCUGUCUCCCCAGAGGGCAUGAUCACGGUGGAUGGGGAGAUGGUGGAGUACGGGCCUGUUCAGGCUCAAAUCCACCCGGGGCUGGCCAGACUCAUUUGUGGAUGAAACUUGGAUUAUCUUAAUCUUUUUUUUCUGGCUGUAGAGCUUUCUAGUUUGGCCUUUUAUACUCAGUGUCGACUUCUUUCUGUAUGCUGUGUUUUCAGAAGUGCCAAAGACGUUUUAUCAGCCUCUGGAAAUUCCUCUAUUUUUCUACAGAAACAACUUGUCCUAUUUUUAUGGACCCCUCCCGUCCCCAUCCCCUCUUUCUCCUAAUGUAUGAUUCAGGGUCAAAGCCAUGGAUGGUUGUUCUUGCUGCUGGCUGGUCCCAGCUUAGAGAAAUGGAUCAAGAUUGUGUGUGUGUGUGUGUGUG
This is a messenger RNA of Sebastes umbrosus (honeycomb rockfish), 2062 nucleotides long. RefSeq names its product sphingosine kinase 1. Gene Ontology annotation, cellular component: cytoplasm; intracellular membrane-bounded organelle; membrane. Lineage: Eukaryota; Metazoa; Chordata; Actinopteri; Perciformes; Sebastidae. The record is from RefSeq and is a predicted model, not a curated record. The transcript is spliced from 5 exons. The coding region runs from base 76 to 1758 and encodes 560 amino acids. Gene Ontology annotation, biological process: negative regulation of apoptotic process; sphingosine biosynthetic process; cellular response to growth factor stimulus.